Messenger RNA from Musa acuminata subsp. malaccensis (wild Malaysian banana), 1092 nucleotides. RefSeq names its product pentatricopeptide repeat-containing protein At1g43980, mitochondrial-like. Gene Ontology annotation, molecular function: protein binding. The record is from RefSeq and is a predicted model, not a curated record. Lineage: Eukaryota; Viridiplantae; Streptophyta; Magnoliopsida; Zingiberales; Musaceae.
CUGAGAGGAGGGAAGAAGCACGGGAGGAGGCAGGGAGAAGCUCUUCCACUUCGACGCUUCGAUCUCCCCUCUAUUCUUCAUCUUGAUCCCCGAAAAUAGCUGAUGUAAUUGGAAGCAGAGGAAGCCACUGCGGAAGCCAUCAUAAGAGAGUCUCUGAGGCGAUGCAAGUCCCUCUGCCGCGGAUGACGGCCACCCCUGUUUGCCAAUGAUCAAUUUUGGUGGCUCUUUGAGAACCACCGGAAGAUUCAGUGUCUCCUUCUUCUCCAACCUCAUUGAUCGCUGCCUCACGCUCGGCUCCCUCUACUCCGCUCAAUCCAUCCACGCCCAUCUCGUCAAGACCGGCCUCCAUCGCCACACCUUCCUUGGCAACCGGCUCCUCGGCCUCUACUCUGGCCUUGGCUCCAUCACGCUCGCUAUCGGAGUUUUUCAUGACAUCCCUGAUAAGAACAGGUUCACGUGGAACAUUCUGCUUAUGGCGCUUGUUAGAACUGGCUGCGUCGAAGCCGCCCAUGAACUGUUCGAGGAAAUGCCUGAGAGAGAUGUGGUGAGUUGGAAUUCGCUGAUUUCGGGGUACGUGUCCACUGGAUUUUUCGAUAAGGCGUUUGGGGUUCUUCACCGGAUGCAAGAUCUCGGUGUCAAAGUUAGUGCUUUCACACUGUCCAUCACUGCUUCUUGUGUCUCGUCUCCUCGACAGGCUAAGCAAGUGCAUGGAUUUAUUACCCGCUUCGGAUCAGGUUCACUAAAUACUGUGCUUGGUAACUCACUCAUUGAUAUGUAUGGAAGAGUUGGACUCGCAGGAUAUGCUAGCCAAAUUUUCUGUGCCAUGGAUAACUCUGACGUCAUCUCUUGGAACUCCAUGAUCUCAGCAUAUGGUAGGUCAGGUUGUGGAAUGGAAGCAUUAGAGUGCUUCUGUGCGAUGAGGGCUGCUGGGUUUUCAACUGAUGAGUUCACUAUGUCGAGUGUGCUCAACAUUUGCACUGACCUUGAGAAUUUGGCUAAGGAUUAGAUGAUGCAGUUCGGAUCUUCCAAGGGAUGCCGAGAUGGGAUUCAGUGCUCUGCGAUUCAAUGUACUCCGGUUAUGUUCGGAGCAGC